Messenger RNA from Zeugodacus cucurbitae (melon fly), 608 nucleotides. RefSeq lists its product as uncharacterized. Lineage: Eukaryota; Metazoa; Arthropoda; Insecta; Diptera; Tephritidae. The record is from RefSeq and is a predicted model, not a curated record. The coding region runs from base 113 to 496 and encodes 127 amino acids. The transcript is spliced from 2 exons.
GCGUUAAAAAUUUAUAUAUAUUUUGUAGACUAGUUAUGCUGAUCUUCCUAUUUAAGACCUUACAUAUGACAUAUCAUUUAACAGACAACUUCUGUUCGUUGGUGGAAACAAUAUGAAGUCGAAGUCUCUCUAUUUACCGGCCUUGAUUGUUGCAUUUCUUCUUGCCUCUGAAAUACCAAAAGUCCAUGGACUGUUAGGAGUGAUAAACCGUGCAGGAAAAGGAGCCUCUCAUUUAUUAAGAGGUACAGCAGGCGUUAUUGAUUCUGUUCUAAUAAAACCCACUCCACGGAGGCCAUCUACUUUGGAAUACACAAUAAAAAUGGUUGUUCCUCUAGCGAUAGCCAAGGAUAUCGGAAAGACCAAAGAGACUUCGCGAAAACCAAAUACACUCGAUAAAGACAAAGGGAAGAGUAAAUCGACGAAGAGAAACAAAAGCGAAAGUGGUGACAACAAAAAUUCAGUCGCGAAUGAUUCUUCCACAGAUUCCACAAAUUAAAAUAAAAAGAGUAGUAUCUCGACGAAGAACGAAAAAAAUUUACGUAAAAAUUGUAAAUGAAAAAGGAAAAAUAAAUAAAUUGAAAUAAUUGAAGUUUAAAUGCAAAAAUAUA